Anastrepha ludens (Mexican fruit fly) is the source of this 5763-nucleotide messenger RNA. RefSeq names its product ras-specific guanine nucleotide-releasing factor RalGPS1 (gene RalGPS). The transcript has 8 exons. Gene Ontology annotation, cellular component: plasma membrane. The coding region runs from base 1301 to 3469 and encodes 722 amino acids. The record is from RefSeq and is a predicted model, not a curated record. Gene Ontology annotation, biological process: Ras protein signal transduction; positive regulation of GTPase activity. Gene Ontology annotation, molecular function: guanyl-nucleotide exchange factor activity. Lineage: Eukaryota; Metazoa; Arthropoda; Insecta; Diptera; Tephritidae.
CUUACGGUGACCGCCACACAGCCGUUGGAUUUUCAUUUGAUUUACAUUUUCAUCAUUUUCAAUUCUAUCGUGGGAAAAAGCAGUUGAAAAUUGUGUGUAUAUAUUGGCUUGUGGAAUCCGCGGUCGUGCGAAGUUUUUCCGUGUAUGCUGCCGUCAUUGCUUUGCCUUUUAGCAUUUCUUGUCAUUGCAUCGAUAUUUUCAUGCAGUGUUUCUUCAUUAAAAUUUUCACUCGACUUCCAAACUAAAUUGAAUUAAGAAAUAAUAUUAACGAAAACGAAAUUCUUGCAUUGAAGAAAUGCUAGUGAAAUGAAAUAAAAAUUUUAAUGUGAAAGAUUUCAUGGAAGAAAUUUGCGAGAAUAAAAAUCUGUAGUGCAUUCGGCGUGUCUUUCGAGCGUAGAAAAAUAUAGAGAUUUCAAAAAAGUGAAAAGCGUAUACAGAAUUGCAAUAAAUUUAAAAUUGUGGAAAAGUGAAAAUUUACAAUUUUUAAAUACAUUAUUGAGAUUGUGUUGGCGGGGGAAACGGUGCGCAAUUGAAGAAAUCUUGCGAUAGACAUUCAGAGCAUUUGCCAAAGUAGGCGCAUUAAGCAGAGCAAGGAAAAAGUAGUAGCAGCAAUAAUAAUAAAAAUUAGUGGCAAAUUAUAAACGACGACGACUGUGAUACUCGUAGAUGAUGGCGUUGGCGCUGGUGGCGAUGUCGCUUUGAAAACGCCACUAUACAGACAAAAUAUACUAAUAAUUAAAAUUAAAUAAUAAAAAGGGGUGUGAUCGCGCAGCUGCUGGCUGUACGUUUGUCAACCAGCUAAGCACAAACGUAAGUGGGCGCUCGUCCGGAAGAGGUUGUCUUGUCUUCCGCAGCUCUAUUUUUGUUUUGCAUUACUUCUUGGAUAUGUGGGCGCAGUUGGCGACCUGCUGACGGCAUGCGCUUUUCUACGCUCGGGCGCGCUUUUCUUCACCGUCCCAUUGCUGACACUGAGCUGCUCGACUAGCUGUCAAUGCGCCCGCCUCUUGUCCAACGUGUUUUACUGGUUUCGUCUUCACAUUUCUUUGUUGUCUGAGGUACGAACGGCAAAUUUCUUGCAGCUCAGUCUUUUCUCACUAGUUGACUGCAUCAAAUGCAAAGGAUCUACUCGCUGAAAAUCGCCAAUUCCUUAAAGUGCAACGAAUAAGUCAUCCUUCGAGGUGUGUGCGUGUAUUUAUAACGGCACAUUGUUUUUGCAAUUACUUUAGCACCACCUCUGUGGCUGACGUCUCUCUGUAUUUGCUGUAGUCCACAUGCAUUUUCCACAUUGUUUCCACAUGCCAUGAUGCGUUACUCGGAAAUCUCCAGAGAAUUAUCGUCGGAUAGUUUACGUUACGUUGAGUUGGGUGACGAGUAUCUUUACAGGAAUUUGCGCGAGGAUUCACCACGUAGUGAUACUCAAUCGAACGGUAGCAACGGAUAUAUGGCGCCACCAACAUUCAUUUCCAAUAACCAACACCAUCAUCGCACGCAACAAGAACAAUCUACUUCGCAGCAGCAACAACGUGACAACUACACUAAUUCGAUGAGCAAUUGCGGCCAACAACACACGGCCGGUUUACGCAAUUCGAAACGGUAUUCGUGUGGGCGUGACGGCAGUCAUGAUGGCGCUGCCACCAUCUCCUAUAUGCGACCACGCAAGGAUAGCACACGUUCGACACAGAGUUGUCAAUUCGAUGCAGAACAGUUGACGCAGGCAAUCGCUAGCAAGACAAUGCAUGUGAAAAGUAGUCGUCGCAAAAAUUCCAUUGGCUGCCUGAAUUCGUUAUCCUCAUCGCCGGGUUCACCCGGUUGCUAUUACUGUGUUGGCACCGCUCCACCGCCCGGAAAGAGCCAGAGUUUGCCUGCACGUUCCUCUAUGAAUAAUUUAGAUGCUGUCAUUUUGAAUGCUCUACGUGUGCCCGCUGAUGAACUGGCCAAUCAAAUCACUCUGUUAGAUUUUCCUAUCUUCGCUGCCAUACAACCGGAUGAGUUAACCAGUUGCGCUUGGACGAAGAAGGAUAAACAUGUUGUUACACCGAAUAUUGUUGCAUUUACGAAACGUUUCAAUCACACCAGCUUUUGGACUGUACAGGAGAUAUUGAGUGGCGAACAGCCAAAGCAGCGUGCGGAAAUACUGACACACUUCAUUAAGGUGUCCAAGAAGCUGCACGAACUGAACAAUCUGCAUUCGCUGUUCGCCAUCAUUUCCGCCAUGCAAAGUGCUAGCAUUUUCCGUUUGAAAAAGACUUGGGCUUGCCUCUCCAAAAAGGAUAGACAAGCAUUUGAACGACUAAGCGAUAUAUUUAGCGAUCAAAAUAAUUGGGAGAAUUUACGUGCCUAUUUGGAGAGCUUACGCCUACCAUGCAUACCCUAUUUGGGUUUAUUUUUAACUGAUCUUAUUUACAUUGAUUUGGCGCAUCCGCACAAGGGUGGUCUGGAGCCAGAACAGCGGCGCAAUAAAAUGAAUAAUAUAUUGCGCGUCAUUGCCAAUUAUCAACAAUCGGACUAUACGCAUAUACAGCCAAUUGAGGCAACACAAAAGUACUUGACUUCAAUACGAUAUAUUGAAGAGUUGCAGAAUAUCUUCGAAGAGGAUCAAUACAAAAAGUCCUUAAAAUUAGAGCCUGCAUCACCGUCCGGUCCUAGUUCCUCCUCUUGCAGUUCAAAGGAGUCCUUCAAUGUUGAUGCAGUUACACCAGCGCUUGCUUGCCUGAAUCUCUCACCUGCCAAAACGAUCGGUUCUAUGCGUAUAACUAAUAACAGUGGCAAUAAAUUCAUACCCGGCCAUCGUAAAUGUCGCAGUCUGGGCACAAACAUUUUCGCGAAAAUAACACAUUCUCACAACGACAGCGCCAACUAUGGCAAUCCUUCUAUGGUGUUGGGUUACGGCGACGAAUAUCACCUAAACGACCACAGUGUGCUUAGUCAACAACAAGCGCGCCAUCUGCUCGACGAUUCAGUACUGGAGCAUAGCAGUAAUAUGCUUAGUAGUGGUGAUGCCACUUCAAAUGAUAGUGCCGAAGGCGUACUCUGCCAUAACAGUGAUUUGGAGCUGAUAUAUGCGCCCUCACACGACCUCGAACACUGCGUGCAGGGUUGUGUGCGUCGCAAGACCGUACAGAAGGAGGGUCGCAAACCGGCGGUGGCUUCAUGGCAACGCUACUGGCUGCAGAUUUGGGCCAAUUCACUGGUUUAUUUUCCGCCCAAAUCAUUUAAAGGUAGUGAACGUAGCGACUUUAAGCGUGAGCCAUGCAAAGUGUGUCCGCUCGAGGGUUGGUUUGCGCAAGUCGUCGAUAAUACGAAACAUAAAAACUCAUUUGAGUUAUAUCAUCGUUCACUGGGCACGAUCUACAAAUUUCGCACGGAUAGCGCACAGGCAACACAACUUUGGACAGCAUCCAUUUGUAAAGUGGCGAUGCAGCGUAGCGCACCCAAACCAUUGCCCAUCAACUUGAUGUCUUUUGAGUGAUGUGGUGAUGGUGAAGAUGGGAUAAGUGUGUAAUGGGAAUGGGGGAGUAAAUUGUGUCAAAUUCAAAUCGCAUGCCGUGAAAGAGGAGAAGGAUAUAUGUAGGUGUGGCUCGAUUAAUUGAGCUCAAAUGAAUAUAGUUUUAGAAGCAUCUGUGUUCAAAAUGAAAUUUCUUCUUUAAGCUACGCUUGUUGUGGUUCAGGCUUACUUAGCUUACUUUUUGCCACGAUUAAUGUUUGUUGCUUUCAUUUAACUUGUCUAUUAAUUACUCAAGGACAUACAUAUAAGUAAAUGUAAUUUGACGAAGGUAUCGGCGACACUAUUAUGGGGGGCAUCUACUCCACUAUACACACAUACAUACGUACGUGUUUAAUGAACGAACGAAUUCUUUAAAGACUGAUAUAUGUCUGGGCAGACGGACUCGACGAAUUCAAUGGAAAGCUAAAGGAGACUUAAUGAAAACUGGGAAGUAAAAUCAAGGGAGACUCAUAGGAAACUCGAAAUGAAAUCAACGCAGAAUAGUUGGAAAUUCUUAACAAAAUGAAACGAAAGCAACUUUCUUAUAAUUUUUUUUUUUUGUUUUAGAUGCUAACGCAAUGAAUUUGUAAAAAAUGAUAGUUCGUAAUAAUAAUUUUUCUAAGCAAUUUUUGUAAGGCAUUUUAACUGUUACACCUAUCACAUAUACGAUAUUUAAUAAGUGCAUAUGCAGGAUUUGAAGAAUGAUUGAAAUAUUCUGAAUUGCUUAUUAUCUGAAAGGCUUGUGAGAGAUUUCAAAUACAUAAUCAUUCACUUGAAUGAAAUAAUGGUUCUCGAACAUUUUUGGAGCUGAAUAACAGCAGAAUGAAAAACAAUAAUUGCUUGAUCAUCAUUUUUAUUAGCACAUCAGGAUUAUCCACGUUGCGAAUUAAAAGCAUUCAAUAAAACUUUGGGUCGUAGAAACGUUCGGAAAACAUCAAAGCAUUCAAUAAAACUUUGGGUCGUAGAAACGUUCGGAAAACAUCAAAGUGUGACGAUGAUGCAGUGGUCUAAUUCGCUGGCCAGCACUCUAAAUAGAGCAAAAAAAUUAUUAAACGAAGAAAAAGGAAAUUUUGAGCAUACAAAUAAUGCGAAAACAUUUUGGAAACAUUAUUUUACGAAUUCUGCGCAUACGCAAACGUGUGUCGGGUCGGUAUUAAGAAAAAAUAAUAAAUAAAUAAUUGAAAAAUUAUACAAUAUAAAAGAGAAAACUUAUCAGCUGGUGGACUUCCGCAAUAGAUUUUAUAGCAGCCUGAAAGCAAUUCUACAGCAUUCUUUCUAUCCAAGCUUAAGUCGUGUUUAUUAGGCGGUCUGAAGCGGUGUAUGCGAAAAUAUAUAAAUUUAUCAAUGGAAAGUAAAUAAAUAUUUGUAUGUCUUGUAGCGUUUAUACAGUAAAUUAAAUUUUGUAACUUUUUAUCACAAUAGCAAAUUUUUCUAUUAGCAUACAGUAAACAUAUGUACAUACUUACAUACUUACGAUAUACAAGUCUAAGCAUUUAAAAAAAAACGAAAAUUAAUAUAUAUAAUAUAUUGUUCACUGGCUUUGAGCUUUUUCAUUUUAUAUGAGCGGUUUAAUAGAAUUUUUAUGAUUUUAUUAACUUAACACUUUGAACGCCAAACUUAUUUUCGCUUUUGACUUUUGUCGCCUAAACGCCAAUAUUACUAAAUUCGUCAAUUGAAGUGCAUACAACUUUCUUACGUUAUUAAUAUCUUAUUUCUUUUCUCUAUCAGUUAAUUUGUGUGUUUUUUUUUGUCUCAAGUCAAAUGAAUUUUUGGCGAUAGCCUUAUCAUUCUCGUAUUUCUGUUUCAAUCUAAUAUUUACAACAAAAUAGAUACUUCUUAUAGUAGUGUAUACUAGGGAACGGUUCUGUCCUCGCCAUGCUGCUUGAUUGAACGUAGCUGAUACACUCAGGGGAAAAGAGAUUGCUCCUCCUCAUUCUUCUUCGAUUUACAGAGGCAAGUGACUCGCGAUCUCUACCAAAUCCAACGCGACGUGCUAUUUUCAUCUCGUUUUUUGUCAUAGGUGCCUGUACUACACCUAAAUUUUGAGACAUUUUUUCGAAAUCGAUCAUUUUUUUUAGUUUCAAAAGUUUUGCUUCUGAGUGAUCGGAAUAAAGAGAAGCAAUUUAUCAUCACUCUCAAUUGAAAAAAUUAGCGGAAUCAGAAAAUAGAAGCGAAACAGUAUCGUUGUGUUUUUCAGGCCGCAUCUGAAUGCAGAACAGUUUUGAUAAAAAAUGUUGCCGUUCAAAAUUUCUAUAUCCUCCUGAAAGAAAUCUCACUUG